AUUUUAAACCAAUCAUUGACUGAGUUUGUUCCGGUAAAUUUGUGUGUUGUUACUGAGCACCGGUAAACACUGUUCAUCGCUUGGCGGUACAACAUCAACUUGUCAUUCUCAGAUUCUCGAAGUAAACUCACAAAAAUGUAAGUAAAAGCUUGUUAAAGUACGAUAAACGAGAUCUUUAUACUUUUCUUUCAAAACUAUUAGCAGUGAAAAUGGCAGAUCGUAAAGCCGUCAUCAAGAAUGCCGAUAUGACUGAAGAUAUGCAGCAAGAUGCCAUUGACUGCGCUACUCAAGCCCUUGAAAAAUUCAACAUCGAGAAAGAUAUUGCGGCCUUCAUCAAGAAAGAAUUCGACAAAAAGUACAACCCAACUUGGCACUGCAUCGUUGGCAGAAACUUUGGUUCCUACGUUACUCAUGAAACCAAGCACUUUAUCUACUUUUAUCUCGGCCAAGUUGCUAUUCUCCUCUUCAAAUCUGGUUAA
Messenger RNA from Dimorphilus gyrociliatus, 479 nucleotides. The record is from the annotation of a GenBank genome assembly. Lineage: Eukaryota; Metazoa; Annelida; Polychaeta; Dinophilidae.